This is a messenger RNA of Neurospora tetrasperma FGSC 2508, 150 nucleotides long. RefSeq lists its product as uncharacterized. The transcript has a single exon. NCBI's taxonomy places the organism in Eukaryota, Fungi, Ascomycota, Sordariomycetes, Sordariales, Sordariaceae. The annotation marks the transcript as partial. The record is from RefSeq and is a predicted model, not a curated record.
CUCCAUAUAAACCUAAAUAAAUACGAAUUUUAUAUAAAAAGGGUAUCAUUCUUAAGCUAUAUCAUUUCGCUGGAGGGCAUUUCAAUAAACCUAAAAAGAAUUAUAAUAAUUGUAAAUUCAAAAACCCCGACGAGCGUUUAUAAUAUUUAA